Molecule: messenger RNA, 7650 nt
Organism: Drosophila melanogaster (fruit fly)
Lineage: Eukaryota; Metazoa; Arthropoda; Insecta; Diptera; Drosophilidae
Gene: Kul
Product: Kuzbanian-like
Exons: 10
Coding region: 270-3227 (985 amino acids)
Biological process (GO): proteolysis
Cellular component (GO): plasma membrane; membrane; cytoplasm
Molecular function (GO): metalloendopeptidase activity; metallopeptidase activity
Source: RefSeq, marked reviewed
CGGUGUGGUCACACUGCUUGGUGGAUGGUAAGGUGGUCGAAAAAAGUUGUUAAAAGCGCAGAAAAAGCAAUUGUAAUGCAAUUGCUCCAGUGACUGUGAAAAUUACCGCGGAGAUGUCACCGAUUGGAGCCACUUCCUCGCAGCGAAUCCCACAACAAUAACAAAUAACGAAUAACAAAUGAUGUGAUGCAGCAGCAGGGGUCGAGUUCGAAAAACACAACCUUCGAGUAGUCCAGGCCAUCUAGAAUCGCACCCGGAUCGCACCCACGAUGAGCUGGCUGCUGGGCCUCCUCGGGCUCCAGGUCCUGUUCCUCUGGCUCCUGUGGCUGCCCGGCGAGAUCCUGGCCAUUCCCACGCCGCUCAAGCUGCCAGGCUACACCCACAGGCUGACGCCCUACAUCAAGCACUGGGAGGCGGCGAACUUCGAUCGCCAGGUGCUGCAGGCGGCGCAGGUCAGGCACCUGGAGCAGGCUCGCUUCCGGCAGAAGAGAGAGGUGACCCCCUCGGCGAGUGGACUGGCGCACACCAUCCGCUUGAAUUUCUCCGCCCACGACAGAGAUUUCCGCUUGGUGCUGCGUCAACAGCCGCAUUCGGUGUUCGCCCACGAUGUGGAGAUCGAGAACACUCUGGGCCCCAUCGACUACGAUGUGUCGCGCAUUUAUACGGGCAGCCUGGAGGACGACGAGGCGGCCCACGUCCAGGCGAUCCUCACCAGCGACAACCUGUUGGACGGCACGAUAGAGACCCAGGCGGAGCACUACUACAUCGAGCCGGCGCAUCGGUAUUCCCAGCAGCUAGCCGAGAGCGGUGUCCACAGCAUAGUCUAUAAGUUAAGCGAUGUAAAUAUGCAGAAGCAGCAGUUCACCGGCGGAGGACUCAACUCCGCCACUCCCGCCAAGACGCACUGCGCCAGCGAAAAGCUGAGGAAGAAGCGGUGGCUGCCAGAGGAGCUGGCCAUGUCGGAUGCUCCGGCCCCCACGUACAAUCGUAAUCCGCCCCUGCCGCUGGACUUGGAGGUGCCGUACAACGAUGAUUUUCGCGUCCUGGCCUCCGAAGAGGACAAGAGCGAGGAGUCGCCGCGGAAGUACCCGACCACGUCCACAACCAGGAGCACUGUGCGCAGCACCGAGAGCUUCCUGGCCACUCUGACUAAGCCCACGUCGAACCGCAACAUACUUGUAAAUAACUACAAUCCCUCCAAUCUCGGCGAGGGAAGUCGCAGCUACAGCAGCGGCAACAACAACGCCAACAGCAAUAGUAACAACAAUAACAGCAACAACAACAAUAAUAAUAAUAAUAGUAAUAACAAUGUGCGGAAGUUGUACACGAAACACAAGAACAUUAUUGUAAGCACGUACAACCGACCCAUCGAACCGGAAUUCGGAACGCCCUACGAGGAGCCGAAUAACAAUGGCACCCGCGAGCUGCCCAGUAACUUCUUCAAUGCCAACUGGACGACGCUCUUUCUGGGAAACAACAACAAUGGCAACGACCGGCCCAGCCACAAGACGCAUGUGGAGAUCAUCACGAAGAACGGAGCCACCAAGAAGCCAAACAUCAUUGUGAACAACUACAAUCCGGAGAUCAUAUUCGCACCCAAUCCGCACAAUCCGAGUUUUAACAGCAUGAUGAUGACAAACCUGCUGAGUGGAAGGGGUGGCGAGGACAUUCACAGCUCUCCCAGGCUGCUCUACGACCGCAAGACCACUUGCAUGCUAUACCUGCAGGCGGACCACACGUUCUUCCAGAAGAUGGGCUCGGACGAGGCGUCCAUAGAGGCCAUCACUCGGCACGUACAGCGUGCGAACACAAUCUACCGGAACACGGACUUCAACAACGAUGGGAAGCCGGACAACAUCACCUUCAUGAUCAAGCGCAUCAAGGUGCACAACAUGAACGCGAUGAAGGAUCCCAGCUACCGAUUCCCCGGUAACUACGGCGUGGAAAAGUUUCUGGAGCUGUUUUCGGAGGAGGACUACGAUGCCUUUUGUUUGGCUUACAUGUUCACCUACCGUGAUUUCGAGAUGGGAACCUUGGGAUUGGCCUGGACGGGAGAUCUCAAGAACGCUGGCGGAGUCUGCGAAAAGAAUGGUCACUACCGGGGGUCCCUUAAGUCACUCAAUACAGGAAUAGUCACUCUGUUGAACUAUGGAAAGCAUGUGCCACCGGCUGUCUCCCACGUGACUUUGGCCCACGAAAUUGGACACAACUUUGGAUCACCACACGAUCCGGAGCAGUGUACGCCUGGUGGCGAGGAUGGUAACUUCAUUAUGUUUGCCCGCGCCACUUCGGGCGACAAGAAGAACAACAAUAAGUUCAGCACCUGCUCGCUGAAAUCAAUAGAGCCCGUGCUGAAUGCCAAGGCGCGUUCCAUGAAGGGCUGCUUCACCGAGCCGCAGUCAUCGAUUUGCGGCAAUGGCGUGGUGGAGCCGGGCGAGCAGUGCGACUGCGGCUGGGAGGAGGACUGCAAGGACUCGUGCUGCUUUCCCAUGUCAAGGCAACCGCGUCUGGAUGAAACUCCGUGCACGCUGACGCCGCAUGCCCGCUGCAGUCCUUCGCAAGGUCCCUGCUGCACCACCGAUUGCAAGCUGAAGUUCGGUGACAAGUGUCGGGAUGAUAACGGCUGUCGGGAUCCUUCAUUCUGUGAUGGGCGAGUGCCCCAGUGUCCGCCGUCGGUGAACAAGCCCAACAAAACCAUCUGCAACAAGGAAUUCGUCUGCUACAUGGGCGACUGUACGGGUAGCAUCUGCUUGGCCUAUGGUCUGGAAUCGUGCCAGUGCAUUCCCGGACCGCAGGACGAUCGGAUCAAGUCAUGCGAGCUGUGUUGCAAGCUGCCGGGAGAGGACAGUCCCUGCCGGAGUUCCUUCGAAUGGAAUGAGGCGCCCUUCGAUGUGCCCGAUAUGUACUCAAAGCCUGGAACGCCCUGCAAUGAUUAUAAUGGAUACUGUGAUGUCUUUCAAAAGUGCAGGGAGGUGGAUCCCUCUGGACCACUGGCCACGUUGCGCAAGCUCCUGCUUUCCGAAGAGAGCAUCGCCAGCUUUAAGAAGUGGAUGCAGCACAACUGGUACACAGUAGCCUUAGCUGCUGUAGGCGUUAUACUGCUCCUGUUUAUGAGACUUCUCACGCAAAUGUUAAGGGAUCAGGUCGAAGCCAAAGCGGAAGCAACGGCUCAGACCUUGGGCGCUGAGCACAAAGCUGCUGGCGAAACGGUCGAAUCUGAAGCUUAAAUCCGUCACCAUUAUACACAGCGCCACCACGGAGACAGUGCGUCUUCCGGAGAACAACAACGGCGUGAUAGUGCAUACAGCCGUGAGGACAAAGGUACCUUUCAAGAAGAAGGUUCGUGGCGAACGAACCAAGAAGCCAGGAACGGGAGCGGGAGUAACAGCCGCUGCUGCAGUUGGAACCCGAAAUGCAGCCAAAAGCAGUGCCAAUCCGGAGCCAAAGAAGACCACUAGGAGCCAAGCGAUGGCCAAGAAGAAAUCGUUCGAGGAGGAGCCCAAGAAGUCCAGCAAGAAGGUGGGCAAACACAUGAAAGAGAUCAUCGACUAUUCAAACCGCAACAACAAUGGCGACGAUGCUUCCAAUUUGUCGACCACCAACAACCACACCAACACUUUUGGCAAGGUGCAAAAGUGGCUGCUCGAGUCGCCAAUUGUGGCUCAACCCCUGUCCCACAUAGAGCACAGCUCUCGAGUUCGCAAGGUGAUGAGCAAGUCGCAAUCAACGCCAGAGAGACUGGUGCAAAAGACACCGCAGAAAACCAAGUCCAUGGGUAAUCUGUCCAACGAGAAGGUCAAACUGCAGGUGGUUUACAAGCCGCCCUUCAAGUUUUCCCUGAGAUUGUCCAAGAAACCGAAAGUGAAGACCCAUGUGGUGGGCGCAGGUGUAAGGCCAAAGAGAAGCCAAAAGACCAGUAACCGAACUGGGGGACAGUCCUCCUCGAAGGAAGUCUCUACGCGCGCCAAGAGAAGUGCCCUUUUGCUCUGCAACGAGGCGGAGGACGAUAACCAGAUUCUCACCCUCAACGAACCCAACUACGAGACCUUGAAACCACCAACGCCUCCACGUUCCAUGGAACACUGCUACGAGAAUGUGGAUAUGCAGGCAGAGGCCUCCAGUUCGAAGCCCAGCAGUAGCAGCAAAGUGGCUCCUAGCUCACAGAACAGAGCCAGCUUAGAGGUGACUCCUCCAGUUACUGCGCAGCGAAAUUCCUAUCGCAGGUCUAACUCCCUGUCCACCCACAAUCCAUUUGCGGCCGCUCCUCGCCGGAGCAGCAGCAAGGCCAGCGGAUCGGUGAACCUCACGCGGAACUUUGGCAGCACGCAAAAUCUGAUUAAUCUCAGUCAAAAUCUGUCCAAAAACAAGAAGCGCAGCAGUCUGAACCUGAAGGCUAGCGGUAGUGGAGCCACCAGAAGCGGGAAAGAUCCACCAACUAUGGGAGUUGCCUCGCCACAGAGACGCUCCUCGUCCAAUGCCAAUCUCCGCAGGGACAGCAGCGUGUCCUCCUCAAAGGCAGUGCCUGUUCCGCCCACAAGGAACUCGCGGAAUAGCUUUAGCAAUAUUCCUAGGGCCAGUUUGGGAGGAGCAAACAGCAAUGCCGCCGUUAGCACUGGAGCACCUCCGCCCAGUUUCUCUCGCCAAUCUUCCAGCAGCACGGCCACCAGCAGCUCAUCCAUCACUGCAGGCGUAACCAGCGGAGUGGCGUUGCAGCAAUCCGCCUCCACAAGCGCCAUGCAGCGUCACCCGCCCUCGCAGCCCACGAGGAGAAGCCUCCACAACUUCAGGACGCGCUCCACAGGCACAGGGGCUGCAGCUGGAAAGCCAGGAGCAGCAGUCACUUCUGCAGCAGCAACCUCUGCAGGAGCCUCAUCUGCAGCAGCAUCGAACGAGAACAACGAGCUGCCUUCGGAUCUGGAGGUGGUUGUGUCCGAUGUGGAGAACUUGGUUAGCUAAGGGCAGCUCUCCCGUUCCAGUUUCCAAAACCAACCAAGUGAAAGUGAUAAGUCUUAAUGUUAGUUAUACAAAUUGUCGCAUAGGUUUACUUGCAUAACACUGCCUUAAACUUGCCGUUUCUGCUGAAAAUGUGAAAUACCACGCCCACUCACACGAACAGACACUCCACCGCAUUCCACACGCCCAUUAAUCCCCGACCAAGGCUCGCCCCAGCACCUCGAAUGCAUCGACACCCACUAGGGCACCCAAUCCCCACCCACUGAUGCCACCGCAAUCCAAACCGCAGCCGCACUCACCGCACUUUGUACCUUCUACUGUUUACUGUUUGCAUUCUAUUGCGUAAACUGAAAUUUAGCCAGUCUGUAUAUGUAGUUCCGGUUUCCGGAUUUGAUUGAACUUGGCGGAAGUUGAUACAUACAUAUAUGUAUGUAUGCAUCCUUCCUACAUUGAUCGGAUUACGAACUGGAAACGGGGCAAAUGCUCGUGAUUCACUGACGAUUUCUUCUUAUCGAACCAAAACUUUAAUGAGCUUUACGUAAAGUCAAAGUCGCAUUUCACAGAUACUCCAUUUCAGAAGCCGCCAUAAGAAGAAACCCGAAGUGAAUUACCUGAUUAUAUGCCCACUCUUUGUGUUUGCCUGAACUUGGUCUAUACUCUAUAUCGAUAGUUAUUUUCAAAAACAGUAUUACUGCAUUGUUAUGUACCUACUAUACACGUAAAUUGCCUAAGUUGCCUGCUCUUCAAGUUUCGAACAACGAUCACUAUUCAUCUGAACUACGACGACACACAAAACAAUAUAAGGUGCUAUUUUAGUAAGGAACUAAAACGAUAAAAUAUUAGCCGAGAACAUUUCAAAAAUACUUUGCAUAUUUUCUGAAGAUCAAAACUAAGAUUAGAGAGGAAUAGGGGAAUAAAGGAUUAGAGGAAGUUGGAGGUUGCUGUAGCAGGAGGAGUAGCAUAUAGGAAAAUAUAAAUGGGGAGCCGGGUAAAGUUGCAAAUAGCUGUACGGAUUAGAUUACAAAGAUAACCAACGAUACUGUCAAUAAAUCAAAAGCAUCAUGCAUCGAAAGUAGGUCUUAGAGAACUCCCAGCCAGCCACAUAGGAAGUUAGCCACCCGAACACCGACACUUAUCCACCCGAUCCCCGCGAGCACGGCACCUGUACACACGCAUCGAUCCCGUAGCAGCCUGUAGUGUACAUAGGAUAUCGAAUGGACAUAGUUUUUAUAUGCAAUCCAGUUAGAGCAAUGAAAGCAAACAAUAAGGAGACACCCAACACCUAUCGAUAUUCAUAACGCGUAGGAUAUAGAGUCACAUUCCGCAGUUAGACACCAACACCCAGCAAUAAGGAUCUUAGGCUAAGAGGACAUCAAUUGAUAUUUGUAGCUAUAUGAACGUGUAGGAAAUCAAAGGCGUAUCAAGAGUAUAUACAUACAUCCAUGUGGGGCGUGCAAUAGCCAUUGCAACUGUACGAGCAUUUGGGUAUAUUUUUGUGGAAUAUACAAACAAGAUACAAGAUACAAGAUAGCAGCCAAAAGCUCAGCUCAAGCGAACCAGGACCCCGACCCAUGACCCAAAAAAAAACCGACCCAGAGUAUCGUAUAUAGACAAACAGACAGACAGUUAACGCGUUGGCCAGUGAAGAAACCGGAAACGGAAAUAGUUAAAACGAGUACGCGACAAUCGCUUUGAAAUGCUUAACAUAAUGAGAAAUACUGAUAAACCCAAAGUCGAAGAGACGUCUAGUUUCUACCUUGUCUUGACAACAUAUUUCAAUACGAAACUAUACAAAAUAUGGCAGGCAAAAGAUUGAAACUAACCAAAAAGAUAAACACUAGGAAACACAAAAUGCACCGGAGCGGGAAUAUGUUGCACCUUGAGAUACUUGAGCUCAAACUGAAAGGAUCAAACGUAAGGAACACGUACUCCCAUCCUGGGCAUUUCCAAAGGACACAUUUUAUUAUCCAGUGUAUUGAAGAGACGAAUUUUGCCAAUGUUUGUGUGUACUGUAUAUACUUAAAUGCAAAUGAUUAUUGUCUAAGCGAAUGGAGCGGAGUAUUUUGAGCGUGACAAAAAGACUAUUUAGCGCGAAAAGAACAAUUUUUGUGUAUUGUACAUAAGAAACCGAUUGAUUUUAAUCUAAAUAUACAUAAAUAUUAAUGUAAUUGUAAAACUGCAACCGAUUUUUAAAUCUGUAUGUGUAUUGUGUACCUCAAUUGUAAUUAAUUUUUAUACUUUUCACGAGAUGGAUUAAUGCUAUUUUUAUAAUUUAGCUAAAUGAAUUAUAAACACGUAUGUACGUCUCCCGACUCCCCACGAAACCAUCGUCUACCCCUAGUUAAUGGCCAGUUUUAAAUGUUGCCCAAGACCGCAUCACCCAUCCAAGAACCUAAAUGAAUAAUAUGUAAUUUUGUCAAUUAAGAAAAGAACGCGUAAAUGUCUUUAAGAAAUCGAAUGAAACACAAACGAAAUUAAGUGUAUCGAACAAAACAAAAACCGAAGAGCAAAGAAGUGAAUACUAGAAUUUUACGAUUAACAUUUUUAAAGACGAGCGAACAACAAGCACAUGUGUGACAAUUCAGUUGUACUUUAUGUUACGAUUACUACAAUACAUUAUUUAUUAAUCUUAUCGUUAGGCAAUAACACGAGUGUAACUAAUUUUUAACCCAAACACACACAUAUGCGAUACUUUAU